GUGACGGGAAGGAGGCGGCGGCCGGGCUCCGGCGGGAAGUGGGCGCGGAUGGGCGCGCGGCGGCCGCCGAGCAGGAUGGCAGCGCAGCCCCCGGGCCGCCCGCAGCGCCCGGAGCCCCGCUGAGCCGCCGCGGGGACCCGCGCGGGAGCCGAGAUGUGCCUGCGCCUGGGCGGCCUGAGUGUGGGUGACUUCCGGAAGGUGCUGAUGAAGACGGGGCUGGUGCUGGUGGUGCUGGGCCACGUGAGCUUCAUCGCGGCAGCCCUGCUCCACGGCACGGUGCUGCGCUACGUGGCCGCCCCCCACGACGCCGUGGCUCUGCAGUACUGCGUGGUCAACAUCCUCUCGGUCAUCUCCGCCAUCCUGGUCAUCACCUCGGGCAUCGCCGCCAUCGUGUUGUCACGCUACCUGCCCAGCAUCCCCCUGCGCUGGGCGGUCUUCAGCUCGAGUGUGGCCUGUGCCCUCCUCUCUCUGACCUGCGCGCUCGGGCUCUUGGCCUCCAUCGCCGUGACCUUUGCCACCCAGGGCCGGGCGCUGCUGGCCGCCUGCACUUUUGAGAACCCGGAACUGCUGGCCCUGGCCCCCGACUGUCCCUUCGACCCCACGCGCAUUUACAGCUCCAGCCUGUGCCUCUGGGGCAUCUCCCUCGUGUUCUGCGUGGCCGAGAGCGUGUUUGCCGUGCGGUGCUCUCAGCUCGCCCACCAGCUGCUGGAACUGCGGCCCUGGUGGGGGAAAAGCAGCCACCACAUGAUGCCGGAGAGCCCGGAGCCGGUGGAGAGCCAUGACCUGAUGGGCGGCCCCAGCUCCGCCCCGCUGACCCUCUGACAGCGGCUGCCUCAGCCACACCCCGUGAGCACGGGGUCCCACAACCACAUCUGCACGGUGCCCAGCCGGGACUCCUGAGCUGGCCCGUGAGGGCUCGGUGGCCGUUCCCGGGCCGGGGUGGGGAUUGUGAACCCCGCCCCAGCCACCCAGAUCUGCACUGAAGUGAGACUUUAUUCCGAAGUUAUUAAAAAGAACAGACACUCGGCGGAGGCAUGCAGCAGGGGAGGGGCUCGGCCGGGCCCGUGCUUUCCCACGCAGGAUGGGGGCGGGGAAGGGGGGGCAGUUAGGUGUGUCUGCCCCUGUGUCUUCGGGCCUGUGUUCAUCCACGUGCUGAAAGGCGGGCAGGGGUUCCUGGGAUUGGGAGGUUUUCCUUUUGCAGCUUGGCCUCCAGCCAGCAGAAGCUGCAGCAGGAAGGGAAGGGUGGCUCAAGGAAGCUUCUUCCUUAUCCCCCCAACCCCCCCCCCCCCCCCCGGGAUCUCCCCUCCCAAUAAAAGGCCUGGCUCCGCA
Molecule: messenger RNA, 1329 nt
Organism: Pipistrellus kuhlii (Kuhl's pipistrelle)
Lineage: Eukaryota; Metazoa; Chordata; Mammalia; Chiroptera; Vespertilionidae
Gene: TMEM54
Product: transmembrane protein 54
Exons: 6
Coding region: 154-822 (222 amino acids)
Source: RefSeq, a predicted model, not a curated record